Messenger RNA from Tuber melanosporum (Perigord truffle), 957 nucleotides. RefSeq lists its product as uncharacterized. Gene Ontology annotation, molecular function: pectate lyase activity. The transcript has 2 exons. Bases 1 to 957 code for a protein of 318 amino acids. The record is from RefSeq and is a predicted model, not a curated record. NCBI's taxonomy places the organism in Eukaryota, Fungi, Ascomycota, Pezizomycetes, Pezizales, Tuberaceae.
AUGAAGUUCACCGCAACCCUCCUCCUCUCCCUCCUCCCCGCAGCGUUCGCGGCCCCUGCCAUUACACUCCGGAAGCGUGCCUCACUCUCCGAAGCGGCGACAGUCGGCUACGCAACCCUCAAUGGCGGCACUACCGGCGGCGCGGGCGGGUCCACGACCACCGUUUCCUCGCUCGCCGCGCUCAAGACCGCGGCGGCCAAGAGCGGGGCAUUGAACAUCGUCGUGCAGGGCACUAUCACGGGGGACGACGUGGUGGACGUGGCGGCCGACAAGACUAUCGUGGGCGCGGAUGGCAAGGCCGUGCUUCAGGGUGUGGGACUCCUGAUCAAGGACGUCAAGAACGUCAUCAUCCGCAACUUGGCGGUGAAGGAGGUGCUCGCGAGCACGGGGGAUGCUAUAGGGAUUCAGAAGAGUAAUAAUGUUUGGAUUGAUCAUGUCGACUUGAGCUCUAAUCAGGAUCAUGACAAGGAUUUCUACGACGGUCUCUUGGACGUCACGCACGCAUGCGACUACAUCACUCUUUCAAACAACUACCUUCACAAUCACUGGAAGGCCUCGCUCGUCGGACACUCCGACACCAACGAGUCCGAGGACAAGGGCCACUUGACCGUCACCUACGUUGGCAACUACUUCCACAAUCUCAACUCUCGUGGUCCCUCAUUCCGCUUCGGCACGGGUCAUAUCUUCAACAACUAUUACGAGAACGUCUCCGACGGCAUCAACACUCGCCAGGGUGCCCAGCUACUCGUUGAGAACAAUGUCUUCGUCGGCUCGAAUAAACCCCUUUACUCCACCGAUGCUGGCUACGCUGUUGCCAACGGGAAUGACUUUGGUGGCGGGGAGAAUGCUGCCUCUGCAGGUACGCUUAAUAGCAUGCCGUACAAGUAUAGCCUGGUCGCUGCUGGCAGUGUUAAGAGUUCGGUCGUUGGGACUGCGGGUGCUACUUUGACCUUCUGA